Elaeis guineensis (African oil palm) is the source of this 1925-nucleotide messenger RNA. Its product is annotated as AT-hook motif nuclear-localized protein 10. NCBI's taxonomy places the organism in Eukaryota, Viridiplantae, Streptophyta, Magnoliopsida, Arecales, Arecaceae. The record is from RefSeq and is a predicted model, not a curated record. Gene Ontology annotation, molecular function: minor groove of adenine-thymine-rich DNA binding.
CUGCUUUACCUGUCCUUUUAUUUAAAAUAAUAAUUCUAAUGGAGCCCUCCCCAUGAGGGUUCGAGGGAAUUAAAAGGCGGAGGAAUCGUGUAUUUUUUUUCCCCAAUUUUCUCAUCUGGGUCCGAGGCGUUUUGAGGCUCUCCGAUUAGGGUUAGGUCUUUCUUCGUAUCGCCGCCGCCUUUGCUUCGUUCGCCCGGAUUCUUCUUAUUUGUCGGACCCUUUUUUUUUCCGAAAUAUCCGCGGAUUUGGUGAAUUUUGCAGCGGAAUUUUCGGAAAAAAAAAGGAUUUUAGGAAGCAUCUGGCCCGAGGAAUUCGUAAUUUAUCUGAAUUUUCCGCUGAGAUUUAAUAAGGCCAGAAACGAGCAGAGUGCAAUCAUUGCUGGAUGGUUACUGGAUCUCCCUCGAGUAAAGACUGCAAUAAUAGAGGUAGAGUCGCAGGCGAUAGGCUGUAAAGUUUGAUCUUGGGGUACAUGGAGGCGAUGUCCGAACCGGGAACCAUGGCGGCCGGAGAAUUAUCCGAUGCAGGCAAGCAGAGAAACCCAGUCCAAGCGCUGCCGCCGGUGUACAACAUGCGAUUAGUCACCUCUUCUGAUGGGACCGCAGUGUAUGAAUCCAUAAGCAGUAAUUCUCCUCCUCCACACCCAGCAGGAGGGGGAUACGGUGAUGGCAACUCGGUCGCCGGUGCACCGCAUGGCCUCGGUGUCAGCACCGGGGGGGCGUUCAAACGAAAGCGUGGACGGCCGAGGAAGUACGGGCCCAAUGGCGCCCUCGCCCUUCCGCUCACCACCAUAUCCCCGAGCGGGUCGGCUCCACCGGCGGCUGCUGGAGGGUUCUCGCUUUCUUCCUCUGCUGCCGCCACUGCUGCAGCACAAGCCAUGAAGAAAGCAAAGGGUCGGCCGCCAGGUUCCAGCAAGAAGCAGCAAUUGGAAGCUUUGGGAUCAGCUGGGAUUGGUUUUACACCUCAUGUUAUUACAGUCAAGAUAGGAGAGGACGUUGCAUCAAAAAUUAUGGCAUUUUCACAGCAAGGACCACGUGCUGUUUGCAUUCUUUCAGCGAAUGGUGCUGUUUCAAAUGUGACUCUUCGUCAGGCAGCAACAUCUGGUGGAACAGUAACUUAUGAGGGUCGAUUUGAAAUCUUGUCACUCUCUGGCUCAUUCCUGCUGUCAGAGAAUGGUGGGCAGCGAAGCCGAACAGGGGGGCUGAGUGUGUGUCUGGCUGGUCCUGAUGGUCGCGUAUUAGGCGGUGGAGUUGCCGGGCUUCUAACGGCAGCAUCUACCAUCCAGGUAAUAGCGGGCAGUUUUAUUGCUAACGGGAAGAAAGAGACAACUCAGAUGAACGCAUCGGAACCUAUGUCUGCCCCUGGAAAGCUUGCUGGCCCUGGUGGGGUUUCACAAGGUACGCUGAGCGAGUCCUUUGAUGGUCCUGGGGCUCCACUCAACCAGAGCAUGGGUACUUGCAAUAACAGCAACCAGCUGGGCGUGGCAUGGAAGUAACUGCAUUUCACACCUUAUGUAGCCAGUUUUUAAAGCUUUAGAUGUCUGGAAAUCUUGUACUACUACCUAAUUUGUACCCUUUGUAACCAUAACUCAGAAAUCCUAAAUCCCUCAUCUUGUCUUCUAUGAUGUGCACUUAGAUGUUGGUUAGCCAGGGGCGGCUGCAUCAUGCCACAGAGGAAAUUGGAGCUCCUAUGCAGUCUCUGUCCGCACCUCUCCCCAGAUUUGUCAUUAAGAAGCGACUGAAGAUGUAUACAGAUGUAUCAUGUGACAGAUAUUUAUUAUACUCGUUAGUUUCCCUGCAUAUUUUCUAUUCUAUCUUGUUUAGAUGAGUUCAAAAAUAGGCAGCAUUCUUCAGUCUUUUCAGGUCUAUCCAUGUGUAUGUCUAUCAGUUAUAUAUAUUUAAUCUUAUAUUGAUUAUGCAUUAGAUAAA